Messenger RNA from Phycodurus eques (leafy seadragon), 2479 nucleotides. RefSeq names its product DnaJ (Hsp40) homolog, subfamily C, member 18 (gene dnajc18). The transcript is spliced from 8 exons. Gene Ontology annotation, biological process: cellular response to misfolded protein. Lineage: Eukaryota; Metazoa; Chordata; Actinopteri; Syngnathiformes; Syngnathidae. Bases 341 to 1504 code for a protein of 387 amino acids. The record is from RefSeq and is a predicted model, not a curated record. Gene Ontology annotation, cellular component: endoplasmic reticulum membrane. Gene Ontology annotation, molecular function: Hsp70 protein binding.
GGUCUUGCCUUUCACCCACUGUCACUCCAAGCUUAGCAGGUGCGAAGUGUCAUUAAAGUGCGCCCCAUUAUUUUAACAACAACAACAACAAAACAUGACAUGAAUCGUCCUUGCGAUUUCGCAGGCUGUUGACGACCGCCGCUGCCAGCCGGUCGGUUAGCGUCAAGUCGGUGCCAGUUUGAAGCUAACUAGUUAGCUCGCUAGUUAGCCUGCGAGCUAACGUUACGGAGCUGUCAGUCGGUGAGGCUAAGUGGCUAUCAAGGUACGGUGCCACCGGCUCGGUGAGGCUGCACCACCGACGGCGAGCGACGCUUCUAGCACAUAAGAAGCUACCGAAAAAAUGGACAAAGACGAAGCGGACCGGCUGAUAGAGAAGGCGAAGCUUUUAUUACGGUCAGGACGGAAGGACCGAGCGCUGCAGCUGCUCUAUGAAGCUCAGAAUAUCUACCCCAGCACACGGGCCAGAGUGCUGAUUGAUGCCAUAGUUAAAAAUGGAAGCAAUGCUGCUCAGGAAGCGAACCGUGUGCCCCCGCCUAGAGGCUGGCGAGAUGAGGACUUGGGAAGCGCAGAGAAAAGUCAUGUGAGCGGCGAUGGCAGGAAGAGCUACACAGAAGAGCAGCGCCAGGGUGUUCACAGGAUUAAGAAUUGCAGAGACUUCUAUGAGAUUCUUGGUGUUCCCAAGCAUUCCAGCGAUGAAGAUCUGAAGAAGGCGUACAGAAAGCUGGCCCUCAAGUUCCACCCUGACAAAAACUUUGCUCCUGGAGCCACAGAUGCAUUUAAAGCAAUAGGCAACGCGUACGCAGUGCUGAGCAAUCCGGAGAAGAGGCAGCAGUAUGAUCAGUAUGGCGAUCAAUCGGCAGCGGAGUGUGCACCCCAACACACCACUCACCAUCGCCACAACCGAAACUUCCACCGAGACUUUGAGGCCGACAUUUCCCCCGAGGAACUCUUCAACAUUUUCUUUGGAGGACGUUUCCCCACAGGAAACAUUCACGUGUACACCAACCAAGGAGCCUCCUACUCUCAGUUCUACCAGCCUCGUCGACGACGAGCUUAUGAGAGACGUGAGGAUGUGGCGGAGGACAACCCGAGUCAAAACACCUUUACAGCUCUGCUGCAGCUCCUCCCCAUUCUGGUGCUGAUCCUCAUCUCGGUAUUCACUCAGAUGAUGGCCACCAACCCACCUUACAGUCUCUUCUAUAAGCCGAGCAUGGGCCUGGUGGUUUCCCGGGAAACGCAGCACAUGGGCGUUCCGUACUACGUGGAUAAAAGUUUUGAGAAGGAAUACCGUGGCGAUGCCCUGGACGAGCUGGAGAAAACUAUAGAGAGUGACUACAUCGAACACUUGCAGAGCAGCUGUUGGAAGGAGAAACAGCAAAAGUCAGACUUGAUGAACCUCGGGCAGCUGUACCGAGAUGAGCGUCUGAAGCAGAAGGCAGAGUCCAUGAGGUUGGACAACUGUGACAAGCUGCACAGACUGGUCGGACGUCAGAGAAGCAAAUGAAGGACGGUUUGUUUAAUGUGGCGUGCCACUCUGGUACAUUAUUAUUUGUAUGACUAUUGAUCAACGACAUUAUUGACAUUAUAUACACUCGAGCUAUCCUGGCAAGACUCAUGCAGCAGAGUUGGAAAAAAAUGUGCCUUCUCUCCUCCGGGUUGGUAGUAAAUACGAGUUUGCUUGUCAGCUGCUUUGGUGGCCGCAGCACUGAGGCUCCGCCCCUUUUCAACUUUUUUAUUCGAGAAAUGGUCUCUGUCUGAGGGCAUUUUAUUAAGCUAUGUUUAUGUCCAUGCACUUUGAUUUAUUUAUUUUCCCGAUUGUUCAGUGUCUUUGCCAAAAAUCCAAGUGUAUUUAAUGAAUCAACAUAUUUGCUACAAUGACUUGAAUAACUCGACUUUGGACAAAUCUCAACACUGUUGUACUGUGAAGUCAUGGACUAUUUAUUUAUAACUUAUUUAGAUAAAAUCAAAACAAAUCAGACAGUAAGAAGGGACUGACAUUUUUUUUACACUGUGCUUUCAGAUCAUUUAUACCUCCCCCUUCACUGCUUCCAUAAUGGAUCCAUCAUAAUGGAUGUUUAAAAGCAACACAUGAUUGCUGUUAUGUAUUUCAAAGGCUGUUCCAUUACCUCGGGCUGAAGUGGUGUCCUUUUCUAAACCAAAAUGGAACAUUUGAAAUGGAAAAAAUGUGGACAUGACACUACAUACAGGAUUUACGUUGCCAUGUCGCCUGUGUUUCCUGUGACAUGUUCAGGUUAAUCUCAAGCACUUUUAUUAUUUAACAGUGUUCUGUUGUCUUGCAUGCACCCUAGGUAAAGGAUUGUUUCGUUACAUUGUUUUUGUUAAUGUUUUAGCAAUACAUUUUCAGUCAAUAUUGACUGACCACAUUGAUCAAUUCAGUAUUAUGGACAAACAAUCAUAAAUACAGUGAAGCCGUAGUUGGGUUUAGCCAUUUUUCAAACAAAACUACCAGAAAAUUAAA